GAGACUGUCGCACAUUACACAAUGCACCUACUGUACUACAGGAAAUAGAGAACUUCUGUACCUGUGCUCCCAGUUAGCUAGCAGGCUGAAUAACGGGAAAUACAAACGAUAACGAUGCUGUUAUUAUGUCUGUAGGAGAGUUUAAUGGGAACUGACAGCUGACGGUGAGCAGAGGAUGGACUGCAGCAGGACUGUUCUGGUGACUGGAGGCUCUGGAUUCAUUGGCUCCCAUCUUGUGUGUUCCCUGGUCCACAGACACCCAGACUGGAGAAUUAUUAACCUGGAUAAUUUGGAUUACUGCUGCAGCCCCAAGAGUCUGGAGAGUGUCGAAGACAGAGCGAACUACACCUUUAUCAGAGGAGAUGUGUGUAACUCGCGGCUGGUAAAUCACAUUUUCAACUCAGAAAGCAUUGAUGUAAUCUUCCACCUGGCAGCCAGAACACACGUCGAGACGUCAUUUGAAAGUCCGGCUAGUUUCCAGCGUGUCAACAUCGAUGGAACCAGAGUGUUAUUGGGAGCCGCCCAUCAGGCCCGACACCAGCCGCAGUGCUUCAUCUACGUCAGCACCGAUGAAGUGUACGGAGCCAGUCUGGACGAGGUGUUUGAUGAGAGCAGUCCAGUGAGGCCCUCCAACCCAUAUUCUGCCACUAAAGCAGCAGCGGAGUUCCUGGUCAGGUCCUACUGGGAUGAAUAUAAGUUUCCCAUCAUCAUCACCAGGAGCAACAACAUCUACGGGCCCAGGCAGUACACUGAGAAGGUCAUUCCAAGGUUUCUCACCCUCUUGCAAAUGAACAAGAAAUGCACCAUCCAGGGAACCCUCCCUAAAUCCCGCCAUUUCCUGUUUGUCGAUGACGCUGUCAGCGCCUUUCUGCUGGUUCUAGAGAAAGGGACUGUGGGAGAAAUCUACAAUAUUGGAACAGGCUGCGAGAUUCCCAUCAUGCAACUGGCCAGGGAACUUGUCAAGAUGGUCAAGAAUGUGCCAGACUCUGAGGUGAAUGAUUGGCUCGAGUUUGUGCCCGACAGGCCACGUGUCGACCUGCGCUACCCCAUCAGCUGUGAGAAGCUGCAGCAGCUGGGCUGGAGAGCUCAGGUGUCCUGGGCUGAAGGCAUUCGACAGACUGUAAAAUGGUACCAAGACAACCCAGACUUCUGGUCAGACACGAGCGAGGACCAAGGACAGAUCAGAGGCAAGCUCGAAAAAGCGACCAACAAAUGAGCGGGCUCAGCUGUGCCCUGCUGCUCGACUGACAGGACGCUGAGUGAACAAAGACACAGAGUAGUGACUUUAAUUAUUUCACAUGAUAUUUGUGUAAAAGAGGCAAUUAUGGCUGAUUUACAGCUCACACAUGAGGACAGUUUAUUAUUAGGGGCCGGGCAGCUCUGCUCUUCUUCUUCCAAUGAGGAAAUCCGCCUUUCCAUGCAUGAAAAUAAACACAAUUUUGCACAUAGGUUCAGUCUUAUGCCAAGUUUUCUCAACUGGGCUAUUCAUCCAACGGUGGCGCUAAAGCAACCAUCUAAAGUUUACAUUUUUGAUAAUUCAUAUCAGUCAUAUGUGCUAAAACAGAAAUGUUCAGAUGCUCUCACUUAGUUUUUCUAAAUAUUAAGUACUAACAUAUUUAAAUAUAGUGUGGUAAAUUUUAGAAUCUCAAAAGCUGAAUUUUUGACACUAUUUUAAAUGUAGAUUAUUGCAGUCAGUGGAAAUAGAGCAUCUUUAAACUUCAGUUUAUCACAGUAAAUCAAGAUAAAAUAAUAACAGACACUGCUGACAGACACAACUUUUAAUAAUAAAUUUGGUUCCAUGUCAUUCCUCAAAAUGCCUGGCCCCCGACUGACUGCUACGCAGCUAUAAUUCUGUUUCUGUCUCUAAAUGAUUGUGGACCAACAGGCCCUGAAGUGCCAGACAACAAGAAGGCAGAGCCUUCCUUCAACCAAAGCCAAGAUUCACCUAGAAAUCAAUGCACUUUAUCUUGACACUAUGGAAGCCCAUUUCCGCCAAUGUGACGAGAAAAGAAAAAAAAAAAGAUUCUGUGAGUCAUAAUGAAGCUUUUUCUUUAGCAUUUCAAAAUAAUUUGAAACUUUAUCAAUGUUUUGACUUAGAAUCUCAAAAUAAGGAAGUUUGAGGUCCUCUGCUAGACUUGCUAUCCCCGCGACCCGAUCCCGGUAAGUGAAUGAAGAUGAGAUGAGAUCUCAAAAUAAUGAAAAAAUCUAAAUAUUGAGAUUCUCAUUUUGAGAUACUAAGACAAUAUUUUGUGAAAGUAAAAGGUAAAUUAUAAUGAAUUACAGAAUCCUUUUUUUCCCCGUCACAUUGGCGGAAAUGGGCUUCCAUAUGAUAUUAAUUACUGAUUCAGCUAAUGUUUACAAGUGGUCUUAUUUUGCUCCACUUGGGCUUUUAUGCACAAUGUUUAGAUGUUUAAGUCUGAAAUACACACUAAUGAAGUAUGUAAAAAUCUGAAAGCUCCAUUAAACAAUUAACCAACGCGUAAUAAGUUACCCUAGGACCCUAUUAUCUCGCAAAAUUUGGAUAGCAUGUUUCCGUUGUAUUCAUAAGAGACCGAAAUAGGAAAGGCUACAACAAUUGAAACGCAGUGCCCUUUUUAGCUCUGUGCUCCAACAGGUUUAGCAAGCCUCAGUCAACUACAUACUAUGUGCUAGGUACCCAAAUUUUUAUCAAAAUAGGCCCACUGGGAGUUGAAAUAUGUCCACUCUGGUUGAAAUGGCCAUUUUGUAUUUUGAAAAUGUCAGAAAUGGAUUCAGCAUCCCCAAUAACCGCCAAAACCACUCCCAUAUUGUCCAAAUAGGCGAUUAUGCUAUUUAAUGCUAAUUAUGCAAAUUGCCCAACAUAUGCAUAUGUUGACAUUUGUGUACUUCCACAAGUUCCAGAGUUUAUGUGCAAUUGUUGGCGUUGUGACUGAUCUUUUUAAAAAUCUUCUCAUUUAGCUGCCGUGUUUCCUUCAUUGUUCUAAUUUAACAGGUAGCUCAUAAAUCAAAUUAUGAUGGUGGUAGACUGAAAACAUGAAAUACACAUGUAUUACAUUUACAUACACUCAAAUACAAGGUUACUCCUGCUCCUGUUAACCUUUUACAGCAUAACCAUUCUGAUGAGUUUUAAAAUACUUUGAUUUUGUUAGAGUAGCCUUAUAAUAAAAGGAUGAGAAGGGAACUGUAGCUAGCUUAAAGUCCAUUCACCUCGUGUUUUAUACACAUUCUAAAGAGAUAUUUUCAUACGAUUGUGUAGAAUGCAUUAAACUGAAAAUAAAGUGAUUUCAUAUUUGA
This is a messenger RNA of Morone saxatilis (striped sea-bass), 3273 nucleotides long. Its product is annotated as dTDP-D-glucose 4,6-dehydratase-like. The coding region runs from base 176 to 1216 and encodes 346 amino acids. The record is from RefSeq and is a predicted model, not a curated record. Gene Ontology annotation, biological process: nucleotide-sugar metabolic process. NCBI's taxonomy places the organism in Eukaryota, Metazoa, Chordata, Actinopteri, Moronidae. The transcript has 12 exons. Gene Ontology annotation, molecular function: dTDP-glucose 4,6-dehydratase activity.